Molecule: messenger RNA, 2881 nt
Organism: Nematolebias whitei (Rio pearlfish)
Lineage: Eukaryota; Metazoa; Chordata; Actinopteri; Cyprinodontiformes; Rivulidae
Product: cyclin-dependent kinase 17
Exons: 17
Coding region: 342-1922 (526 amino acids)
Biological process (GO): exocytosis; neuron projection development; protein phosphorylation
Cellular component (GO): synaptic vesicle; cytoplasm; nucleus
Molecular function (GO): protein kinase activity; ATP binding
Source: RefSeq, a predicted model, not a curated record
CACGCCUCUGCUUCCACUCGGGAUCCACGCAGCGGCAGCGGCUCAUCUGGCUCAUCAUCACCGGACGGGACGCGGCUCCGGAGCGAAAGUUGACCCAGAAGAAUGAUUUACUCCAGGCUAACGAAGCGCUCCGUCGGGCGGCGGGACACGGCGACACGUCGAGCGACUCUGGGAUAAGCGACAUCCGACAGGGGCAACGUCGUGCUUUCGGACGGGGAAGUAGUUGCAGGAACUUGUCGCAGUGGCUUCAUCCCACCGGAUUACCGCACGCGAGAGGAACAAUAGUCUCCUGCGGCAGGAUCAGCAGCAGGGUAGUGGGCCCCAGUGGUGCAGCUGAGAAAAUGGACAGGAUGAAGAUAAUCAAGCGGAGGUUGUCCAUGACUCUACGCAGCGCUCGGCCCGUCGAUGACUCUCUGUCUGAACUGGCAGAACAGAUCGCUUUGGAUGAGCCAUCUACAGCCAGGGACAACGUGCCCAUGGUGUGCUCCGUGCACCCUCCUGCCUCUCACAGUGCUCCCUCCUUCCUGCGUCAAUAUGCCGGUCAUCUGGGCCGCACCGCCUUACGCAGAGAGCCAGGUGGGGGGCUGGAAAGGGAAAGAGCCUUCCUGAGCCUGCACAGGACUGGAUCUUUGGGUAUUGUCCAUGAAAAUGUGAAAAUGGGUUCAGACGGGGAAAGCGAUCAAGCUUCUGGUACGUCUUCUGAUGAGGUCCAGAGUCCAGUAAGGGUCCGCAUGAGGAACAACCACCAUCGACGCAUAUCUAACGAGGACAUCAACAAGCGUUUGUCUCUCCCAGCUGACAUCAGACUACCGGAAGGUUACUUGGAGAAGUUUGCCAUGAACAGCCCGCCCUUUGACAAACCCAUGAGCCGCCGGCUUCGACGUGCAUCACUGUCUGAAAUAGGCUUUGGGAAACUUGAGACUUACAUCAAACUGGACAAACUAGGCGAGGGUACAUACGCCACAGUGUUUAAAGGCCGAAGCAAGUUAACAGACAAUUUAGUGGCUCUGAAAGAGAUACGCCUGGAGCAUGAGGAGGGCGCUCCCUGCACGGCCAUCCGAGAAGUGUCUCUACUAAAAGACUUGAAACAUGCAAACAUCGUCACUCUCCAUGACAUCAUCCACACAGACAAGUGCCUGACUCUUGUGUUUGAGUACCUGGAAAAAGACCUCAAGCAAUAUAUGGAUGACUGUGGGAGCAUCAUGAGUGUUCACAAUGUCAAGAUUUUCCUAUUCCAACUUUUAAGAGGGCUAGCCUACUGCCACAGAAGGAAGGUUCUCCACAGAGACCUAAAACCCCAGAACUUGCUCAUCAAUGAGAAAGGAGAGCUCAAACUGGCAGAUUUUGGUUUAGCUCGAGCCAAGUCUGUUCCUACGAAGACCUACUCAAAUGAAGUGGUGACCCUGUGGUACCGACCUCCAGAUGUGCUGCUGGGCUCAACUGAGUACUCCACACCCAUUGAUAUGUGGGGUGUUGGCUGCAUCUUUUAUGAAAUGAUCACUGGUAGACCUCUCUUUCCUGGCUCCACUGUAGAGGAUGAACUUCACCUCAUUUUUCGCAUCCUCGGCACUCCUACAGAAGAAACCUGGCCCGGUAUCACAACCAACGAAGAAUUUAAGACUUACAAUUUCCCUCGUUACCAUGCAGAGCCAUUCGUCACCCACGCACCCAGGAUAGACAGCGAUGGUCAUAACUUGCUCUUAUUGCUCUUACAGUUUGAAGCAAAGAAGCGAGUAUUGGCUGAGGAUGCUCUCAGACACGCAUAUUUCAGGAGCCUAGGGGAGCAGGUUCAAACACUGCCUGACACUGCUUCAAUCUUCUCUGUAAAAGGCAUUCAACUCCAGAGAGACCCAGGAAAGAGAUCCUCAAUCCACCCCGAGUCCACCCAGGAGAAGAACAGGAGGCAAAGUAUGUUGUUUUAGUUCUGGCAGGUUGACGGCAUGAGGAGAACAGCGACGCCCGGCGCCGUCCUUCUAGAUUUCCUGAGCCUGCCACAUACAAACUGAAGGAGUGAUGCACACCCUGCCACCAAAAGUCUCACAUUCACACUGGAGGGGGAAAAAGAGGAGAUACACACACACACACACACACACAUAUAUACAGAAAAUGUGACAACCGAACAAAUUAUACAAAUUAAAGACUGAAACCUUUAAACUUGUAGUUAAAGGCUCGGCUCAACCCCACAAAGAAAAUUGGAAGAAAACAACAAAAAAAGUGUGAUGCUGGAAGAAAAGUGGGAGAACAUUUAAUUUCUCCUUGCUGCUGCUACUACCUCUGCUGUCCAGGAGAGGGCAGUGUGAGGACGUGAACUUGCUGUAUCAGUGAACUGUAAGGAAGGAGUGAAUUAGAAUCAAAAGCAAAGAGAGACAGAGGUGACCCCUGCUGCCACUCUUCUUUUAGAUUAUUGCUGUACAUAACUAGACUGAGCUGUAGAGUUCUGCUUGUUCACAGCACACCUCAGCCUGAAUCCAAACUAGAAGAAUUGCACCUCAAUCUUUAACCUUCACCCAACCCUUAAGUACAAGAUAAUGGUCUUUUGUUUUUCUAUCUAUCCAUCUUGAUCUCUUAAGCAGGCUGACUCACUGGUGGCUCACUUGAACAUGGCGAGUGUAUAUAGAAUUGGGAGUUUACGGAGAUAAACGUUUGCACCUUAUUGCCCAGCAGAGGUCAGGGUGGCUGUCUCAUCUGUCUCUUGAGCAGAGCAGGGUGGAAAGUACACGCAUGAUGAAGAAUCGGUCGAUGAAAACAGCAGGACGUGGACAGAUGUGUUGCACAACUGCACUACUUUAGAAUUAAAACACUGCUGUCCUCACCAGGCAUUUAACAAACCUCCAUAUGCUGUAAAGAAAACUACAAGGUUCUUCAGUAUUGAAGGGCACUU